This is a messenger RNA of Xenopus laevis (African clawed frog), 3385 nucleotides long. RefSeq names its product cytosolic 5'-nucleotidase 1A (gene nt5c1b.L). Bases 456 to 1550 code for a protein of 364 amino acids. The transcript has 6 exons. NCBI's taxonomy places the organism in Eukaryota, Metazoa, Chordata, Amphibia, Anura, Pipidae. The record is from RefSeq and is a predicted model, not a curated record.
AGUCAAAUCCAGCUUUUGAGAGAGUCUGCAGUGGUCCAGCCUUCUAGAGAAGAGGAAAUAUCUUGGAUGACCUAGUGGGUUACACUGAGUGUAUAUUUAUCCCACCCUUCUCCAUUUCAUGGAAGCAGUGGCUGGAAACACAGUUGGUUUAUGGGACUCCUUAUAAAGGCUUGUCAUCAGUGAGGGGGAGUCAAUGAGGGGAGUGGAGCCAGUGGGGGAGAGAAGGCAGUGACAGUAACAGAGGAAUAACAGAUUAAGCCGCUAGAGAAGAAAGCAGGAGCUCUACUAGUGAUAAAGCAUACACAGACACAUAGAAACAUUGAGAGACAGUAGACAUGAUACAGACAGGUCUGCAGAAAGCAAAGCUGUAGGGAAGGAAGCAGGAAGGCUAGUAUCAGGCUGCUCAUCUCCAUAGAAAAACCUAAAUCUUCUACACAGCAAGGACCACUGGAAAGAUGCUGCCAGGAGAAACAACUGCCAAAGAGCCUGCGAACAACCCUGUUCCAGCCCAGAAGCCUGGUGAGAAGGAGAAACUGGAUGAGGCCAAAGCAUUCUAUGACAAUCUCACCCCCACCAAGAAACCCAAAUCGCCUAAACCUCACAAUGCAAUAACAAUAGCAGUAUCCUCCCGAGCACUUUUUCUCAUGGAAGAAGAGCAAAAGAUUUACCAAGAAAAGGGUCUGGAGGAAUAUGUUCGAUAUCAGCUAGAACAUGAAAAUGAGCCUUUCAAGCCUGGAGCUGCAUUCCGUUUUGUGAGGGCUCUAGAAUCAGUUAACAUUCAACUUCGCCAGCUAUAUCCAGACAGUGAAGAUCUCUUUGAUAUUGUCCUCAUGACUAAUAACCAUGCUCAAGUUGGAGUUCGACUCAUUAAUACCAUAAACCAUUACAACCUCUUUAUCGAGCGUUUCUGUAUGACUGGAGGCAACAGCCCAAUUGGAUACCUAAAAGCUUAUCACACCAAUCUGUACCUCUCAUCUGAUGGCCAGAAAGUGCAGGAAGCUAUAGAAGAAGGUAUAGCAGCAGCAACCAUUUUUAGCCCAAGUCACAAUAUGUCUGUCCAUGAAGAACAACUACGUGUAGCCUUUGAUGGAGAUGCUGUUUUGUUUUCUGAUGAGUCAGAGCAAAUUGUGAAAGAACAUGGGCUGGACAUGUUUUUUGAACAUGAGAAAGCUUAUGAGAACAAGCCUCUGGCACAGGGACCUCUGAAGGGUUUCCUGGAAGCUCUGGGGAAGUUACAAAAGAAAUUUUAUUCCAAGGGAAUGAGGAUAAACUGCCCUAUUCGCACUUAUUUAGUUACUGCACGUAGUGCUGCUAGUUCUGGUGCACGAGCUCUAAAAACUCUACGUAGUUGGGGACUUGAGACUGAUGAAGCAUUAUUCUUGGCUGGAGCCCCUAAGGGACCUCUCCUUGAAAAGAUUCGCCCACACAUAUUUUUUGAUGACCAGAUGUUUCAUGUUGAGGGAGCUAAGGAGAUGGGCACAAUAGCAGCUCAUGUACCAUAUGGUGUAGCACAAAGACAUAAACACAAACCUUCUCAAAACAGCAAGUAAUACAUCCUUUGGCAUGCACUGUGCACAGGAUAUUACAACACUACAUAUUUAUUUGUGUUCUUUGGGUUUAAUGGAAAGCCCCCAGAUUGUUUACAAAGCUCCUUGUUCUUUAUUAGAACCAAAUGGGGCAUUAUAUGAUAACUAUAAAGUGACUUCUUUUUGUGAUGAGCGCCAUGCAAAGUCACUAUUGCUGCCUGCUUUGCAUAAUGACAUGCCUCCAUUGCCAGAGAAUGUUAUCCUUGUCUAUUGUCCAUGUUACAGAUGCUUCUGUGCUUAUAUGUAACAGUGAUGUGGUGAAUGUAACACUACUAAACAUGCCGCUAACUAUUACCUUCUUGCUAGUGAUGCACCAUAUCCACUAUUUUAGGAUUUGGCCAAAUAACGAACCGAACUUGAACCUUAAUUUGCAUAUGUAAAAAUCGGGGGGGGGAAGAAAGAGAACCACAUGCGCAAUACGUGUGUGACGAAAACGCAUGUGAUUUUUUUUGGAUUCCGUUCGGUCAGCCACUUGGAUUCGGCCGAAUCCAAAUACUGCUGAGAAAGUCUGAAUCUUGGCCGAAUCCUCAAUUUGGUGCAUACCUACUUACUUUGCACAGCUUUAACAAAGUGGCAAAAGGGAUGGUAACGUCUUAGAGCAGCUUUAAUUACAUUUCCCAAAAGUUAAAAUAACUCACCCAACUCUGAAAAUUAUUAGGUGUGCAAAAAUACAAAAAACACUUUACUCUCUGAAUUUUUGCUUUUAUGUGCAAUGUAAAAAUACACUCCCAUUGUAUGAUAUUUACGUGCUAAAUGAUAGUGUUCCUUUCCUCAGUGGAUUCUUGGUGUAGUUUUGCUAAUAGGGUGUUUGAGGUUUGGUAAUGGUGUCCUUUUGCUUGUUUAUGUGGAUGGAUAUCCCCUGUAAGUUUUUGUGCAUAUUUAUUAACCAUAAAAUAAGUAUCCCAGUUUUGCUAUGUGCCAUGUAUACACAUACUGUGAGAUGUACAUGUACUGGAUGCUGGAAACAUUGAAUUUUGCUUCUCAGAGUAGGAGAAGAGGUCGAAAUGUGUGAGUGGGGAGGCCAUUACUAACUCCCAUCCUAACUGAGGCCUCAAGGUGGAGGAGAAGGUGAAGGUAUGGUGUGUGUAAUAGCAGCAGUGUUGGAGGCUGGUGGUGAGUUGGCACAUUGUGAAGGUAUGAUGUGUAUAUAUAUAUAUCUAACAUAGUAGAUACAUAUAUAUAAAAAUUUAUUUUUCUAAAUUUUGUCUUCCACACCACUAAAUAGAGAUAUACUAUAUGACUAAUAAAAAGAUUAGACAUAAAAUACUAUUUUAAAACAUAAUUGUUCCUUGAAUACUUUAGGCAAAUGUUAUUAUAUACAGAUAAUAUAUAAUAAAACACAAUAAAAAAAGAUUACUAGGUGAAUUUUGGACAUUAUGCAAUAAAGUGGUUUUUCCUUGAUAUGAAACUUUAGGUACUAAUUCUGUGGUUUUUAUCUGCAUGGUUACAUUAGGAAGGAGAAACUGCAUAUUAGUGUCCAUCCAUCCUAUAGAAAUGUGCCUAUGUGCCACUGGUUUUCUACUUUCAUUAAUAAAUGAGUGCAAAAACAAAAGAAAAAAAGGAGCACAUUACUUUAUCUUUGCCCACAAUAAAAAAUGUUUACAGAAUUCUAGUGUAAUUGUACCUGUAGUAAACAGUUAGACAUUUUUGAAACAGAUAUCAGAGGUGGAAAGAUUUACACUGGUUAGUAAAUUUUGGGUACAUGGGCACAAAUUGUGACUAUGAGAUAAUUGUUGAGACAUGGGAGUCCACUAACACACUAUUAAAUUUGUGUGUGAUUUAACUGAAAUAACAUCAAG